CUCUUUUUCCCCUUCAACGACGGCAGUGGUUUAGUGAACAAUGAAACCAGAUCGCAGGCUCGUCCAGUUUGAGCUCGAUCCAACCGAGGGCAGCUUGGGAGGGUUUACAAUUGGAAUGCCAAUCUCGUCCGUCAUCGGCUACCUCAACACCAAGCUCCGGGACGAGAUACCUCAGUGCGAGCUCAUCUAUUCGGCGUCUAACCCGCUGGCUUUGCACAUUUCCAUCAACCUGCCCGCAACUGGCUUGCGACUUCGCAUUGAUGCUGUCUCUCAGCGCCUGGUUGUCAUUGAAGUGCUGGACAUGUUUGCACUGACUCUGCGAUUCGCGGGGAAGAUCAUUUCUGGGCCACGAACUCCCUUGACGUUUGUCAACGUUCAAAAGCACUUUGGCCCAACGUCGCCCGGCCGUUACGACGAUGCACGACAGCAGUACAUUCAUGCCUACAGUGGGUUUGCUUUGUAUUUCGCCAUCCCCAGCAAGCAUCAAGCGUUCGUCAAAAACUCUGCGACUUUUGGCAUGUUCCCAGAUGGUACAACUCCAGUCGCAGCAAAAAUCUGCCUCUAUCACGGAAAGUGGGACCGGCCCACUCUUCCGCCACUUCCACUGGGCUCGCUUUACAUGCAGAAGGUUGUGGUGGAUGUUCGUCACGGUUUGCACUUCCCCUUGGAGCGCACUGUCGUGCGGUUUGGCGACACCUGCCAAGACGUCUUCUCAGAGCUCGGUGCCCCAAACCACGUCUUCCACAAGGCCGAUGUGCGGGCAAUCGUGGCAACCAACUCGCGCCAGGGUUCUGACUCGGACUACUUUUACAACUACUUUGACCGCGGGUUGGACGUGCUGUUUGACGCGCAAACGCACUCGGUGAAAAAGUUUAUCUUGCACUGCAACUUCCCAGGCCAUUUCGACUUUAAUCGGUACAGCAAGUGCAACUUCCGGCUGUUGGGCAGUUCACUGGUUGCGCGACACAGUCGGUCCGCUGUCGGCCCCGCCAGCAAACAACCUGCUUCUUUCGGAGAACUUGACGGCGAGCCGCCAACAGAAGUGCUUGUCGACGUUUCCGGUCCAGUGUCGACGUCCUCCAAGCGAAAUCGCGACGCAGACUCAUCCCGAGGUAGUGCUGAAGCCGGCGUGCAUGAGAAUCCCUUCAAUGUAGAUUUGGCCUCGGUGCUUGCAGACGACCCGUCAGAGAACGAUCCGUAUGAAACUGUCAAGGCCCAAGAGUGCCGGGUCAUCCAUCCAAACAUGACUUGGGAUGCUGUGCAGCAUCUUAUCGGUCGCCCCCGUGGCAAGCCUGCUGUCUACAACAAGGAGGUUACGUUGAAUCCUUUCGGAACUGUUCAAUUCCACGGUUUCAACGGCGCCAUCUUUGAGAUCAUGAACAACAACCACAUUGCAUCGGUGACAGUAUUCCGUCCUGCUGUAGCAACGUGUUGAAGCACGACACGAUGUGCACUUCGUUUGCAAGCGUUGCGCAUGGUCGGGCAUCGCAGUGGCUGUCGGAAUGUUGUCAACCAUCGUUCAGGCCUCGAUGGCCGGAGGGGUCGCCGUUUGUUUGUUGUUUCCUGAUGUUUUUUGGUUAAUUGGGCGUGCUUGCGUUGUGAGAAUGUUGCCUUGUAUAAAAAAAACCUUGCUUUUCUUGCUU
This is a messenger RNA of Capsaspora owczarzaki ATCC 30864, 1643 nucleotides long. RefSeq lists its product as hypothetical. The transcript has 12 exons. The record is from RefSeq and is a predicted model, not a curated record. The coding region runs from base 41 to 1435 and encodes 464 amino acids. NCBI's taxonomy places the organism in Eukaryota, Filasterea, Ministeriida, Capsasporidae.